This is a messenger RNA of Lampris incognitus (smalleye Pacific opah), 1571 nucleotides long. It is a transcript of the gene surf6, whose product is annotated as surfeit 6. Gene Ontology annotation, biological process: ribosomal small subunit biogenesis; ribosomal large subunit biogenesis. Gene Ontology annotation, cellular component: nucleolus. Gene Ontology annotation, molecular function: RNA binding; DNA binding. Bases 111 to 1193 code for a protein of 360 amino acids. The transcript is spliced from 4 exons. The record is from RefSeq and is a predicted model, not a curated record. Lineage: Eukaryota; Metazoa; Chordata; Actinopteri; Lampriformes; Lampridae.
GUAUUCUUAGCGUUACAUUUCCUCCCCCUCUCCAGCUUUACCGUCUUAAUGUUUUCUUUUUAUUUGAUUUGUUUUUUUACCUAAAGUUACAGCUCAGUUUUGCUCUAAUAAUGAAUGAUCUUGCUUCCAGGGAUGCCUACAUUCAACAACUUACUAGUAAAAUCUGUUCUCGACCAAAUCAAGAACCAACUCGUUAUAAAGAUGGAGGUGACGCUGGUCCUCCCAAGAAAAACAAACAAAACAAAAAGCUAAGAGGAAAGGGCAAUAAUGACAAGGUGCAUACCCCUAAACCCAACCAGAAGCCCCCGCCCCGUUCGACAGCACUGAAAGGUACAGGUGCAUCAGAACCAGGUGGGCCUAAACCUAAGAUCCUUAAUGGAGCAUCAGCAGCAAAAGGAAAACGACCCAAAGGUGGAAAUGUUGACUCCAGCUUUUCCACAAUAAAUGUUCUACGCAACAGACUUCAUGAAAAGAUUGAGGCAUCUAGAGGGCAGGGAACCCUGAAGGACCCAUCAUCGGAGGCUGUUCAGGCAAAGCGGGCAAAACGAAAGCUUGAAAGGGAGCGCAAAAAGAGGAAGAGGAAAGAAUUAUUGAUGAAAAAGCUGGCAGAGAAAGCUGGCAAAGAAGAAAUGCCGGAGAUCAAACAAGAAGAGCCUGUUCAUUCUGCAGUUGCAGGUGCAGGCAAGAGAAAUGAGGUAGCCAUCAUUUUCAACAAGCUGGAGAUGGUGGAGGAGCGCUAUGUAGACAAAAAGGAGAAAAAAAAGAACAAGAAAAAGACUGUGAAGGGCAAUUUAACACCACUGACGGGCAAGAACUACAAGCAGUUGCUUAGUCGUGUGGAGGCACGCAAAGCUAAGUUGGAAAAGCUGAGGGAGACAGAUGAGGGCAAAGCUCAGGAGAUGGAGGAGAAAAUGAAGUGGACCAAUGUCCUAUACAAAGCUGAGGGCCUUAAGAUCAAAGAUAAUGAGGACAUGCUGCGUGCCUCACUAAAGAAGAAGGAGAAGAUGCAUUCUCAGAAAAAAAAGGCCUGGGAAAACCGAAGCCAGAAAGUUGUCGAGAAGAUGCAGAAACGACAAGACAAGCGGCGAAGGAAUAUCCAGAAAAGCAAUAGGGGCAAAAUUGAAAAGAAGAAGGACAGGGCGCGGAAGAAGGGCAGAGUUCUGCCUGGGGACUUGGAGAAGGCAGCAGGGUAGACUAGGAGAGAAAGGGGGCGGUGUUUUUUUUUUUUUACUGUGGCCAACCUGGCAAGAUAUGAGCAAUUUUGACCUUUGCCCUUUGACUUGAGUCUUGGGCAGGGUGAAAAAUAUCUGAAAAUGAUAUGGCUGUCUUGUUUUUGACUCGUUAAUCUAAGACAGAGUUAAAAAAUAUCAGUGUUCUGGUCAGUAAAACGGUAACUAAUUCUAAAAUAUAUUGAUAAUUUUCAUUGAGGAUUUUCCACUAGUUUGAUUAUGUUAACCGCCUGGAACUUCUGAAUUUCACUGUGAUGCCUAAUGUAUUAAAUUUCUACAUCAGUUGUCAGAUUUGUUAGUGAAUUUGUCUUAUGCUGCUAUUGAGCUUUGCAGUUUGUCUUA